Heterobilharzia americana is the source of this 819-nucleotide messenger RNA. The record is from the annotation of a GenBank genome assembly. NCBI's taxonomy places the organism in Eukaryota, Metazoa, Platyhelminthes, Trematoda, Strigeidida, Schistosomatidae.
AAUCAAACUUCAAGGUCUUUCUAUGUGUAUCCCCUUAUUUUCUUCACGAUGUGUUCGCAUAAUUCGCCGAAAAUAAAUUAACUUACUAUCAAUUGUUUUUUGAUCAGAUUUGACGUUUUAUUGAUCUUUGAACACUAAAAACCAAGUGUUCUUGGUUAGCAUCAAAAGGCUUACUCCACUAUGAUUGAAAACGAAGAUUCGGAGGAACUAAGAAAUUAUAAAAGUUUAAAAAACACUUACAAACUGUUUUGUGUAGGUUGCGUUGUCUUUCUAACUGGAUUUUUAUUUAUUUUUUUCGGACGUCCGUAUACAUUUGACAGGACGAAUAAAGACUUGUUUUUUGUUUUUGGACUAGUUUUCAUUUUUCCUGGAUUGUUUAUAGCACUUUUAUCAGCUUACCUUCUUUUUCGAUUUUGGAAGACGUCUAAUGACUUUAUCAAAUUAAAUAAGCCUACUGUGUAUCCGGAGGAUGUAAUUCAAGACCCUGUUUCUCCUGAAAAACAAUGGAUUGUACCCCCAGAAACUUCUGUUAAUUUCUCUAAAUUUGGAUUAGACUUGAAUGAACCAAUCUGAAUUUUGAUAAUCGAUUGAGAAAAUUGUUUUCAGUCCAUAUUAGUUGUUACAUUUGUUUUCGAUUUGUCCCAACACUUAGUAAUCAUUUCUAUAAGGAAAAAAAAUCUUAUCUCUUUAUUUGUAUCCGAUUUUCUGAUUUGUCAUUUGGAUUUAUUUUUAAUCAACAAUCGUUUUAUAAGUUCAGUUCUAAUGAUACGACUGGAACAGCUAAUGAAACAUCCACGAAUAAGUAAUAAAGUUGGGUGG